This is a messenger RNA of Hydractinia symbiolongicarpus, 996 nucleotides long. Its product is annotated as UNC93-like protein. The record is from RefSeq and is a predicted model, not a curated record. NCBI's taxonomy places the organism in Eukaryota, Metazoa, Cnidaria, Hydrozoa, Anthoathecata, Hydractiniidae. The coding region runs from base 1 to 996 and encodes 331 amino acids. The transcript is spliced from 6 exons.
AUGUUUAGGACGCUACAAUCCCGUCCGUUUUGCAAUAAUAGGACUAGUUACCCACCUCUAAAAGAAUAUUUAUUUAUUGAUGCUGUUUCACAAAAAGAUACAGUUGAACUCGUGAUUCGUAUUAAGAAAAAAAUUCAACCUUACAAUAUUGAAUUACAUGAAGAAAAAUACGACCGGAGACCCAAGAAUCUUUCUCCGUGUAACCUUGUUUCGUUUAUUUAUAACUGGAAUGAACUGAAAUGGCUUUUGACUUCCUUAAUAUGGACAGAACGUGAUCUGGGUGGUACUGUGGUCGUGCAUGUCCGUGUUGACCCUAUUAAAACGUGUAAAUAUAGAGUCACAAAAAUUGCUUCAUUUCUUGAUCAUGUCGUCAAUGGAGAAGGUUGCAUUAAUAAAAAACUCAACUUAAACCUCUUCAUAAUUGGUUUUGCUUUUUUCUGCAACUUUACAGCAUAUACAUUUCUGCAAAACCUUCAAAGUACUAUACACAAGGAUAAAAAGAUUGGUUUGGCGUCACUCUCAGUUAUCCAUGCUUCGUUAAUGUUAUCCUGUUUUUUUCUACCUCCUUUAUUAAUCAAAAACUUGGGGUGUAAGUACACUAUAGCCUUGAGUUCACUUGGCUUUAUUCCGUAUACUGUUGCACAUUUUUAUCCAACGUGGUGGAUCUUUAUGACAGCAUCGGUUAUUUUAGGUACAUUUGCAGCUCCUCUGUGGAGCGCAAAAGCAUCUUAUAUAACAAAAAUAGCAAUGCAUUAUGCUUCGGUUACCAAUGAGAAUCCAAGUGUAUUAACUACAAAAUUUUUUGGAAUUUCUCUCACGAUGUUUCAACUUUCGCAAAUCAGUGGAAAUCUAUUUUCAUCACUCCUUUUAAAAACAGAAUCAGGCAACUUUACUUUUAAAAAUAAAUACAACGUCUUCUGUAGGCUUUUGAUACUUCAAGCCUUCUUAUCAUUAUGUUGUAUUUAUUUCUUGGUGUUUAACUUAUCCAAAUUUUAA